This is a messenger RNA of Musca vetustissima, 2270 nucleotides long. Its product is annotated as general transcriptional corepressor trfA-like. The transcript has a single exon. The record is from RefSeq and is a predicted model, not a curated record. Lineage: Eukaryota; Metazoa; Arthropoda; Insecta; Diptera; Muscidae. The annotation marks the transcript as partial.
AUGUGUUGGUUUUUCAUUGUCAUUAAGGUGUUAAUGUUGAAGUGGCUAUUGGCCAGUAUAUCCGGUCUAAAUGUGGUAGUCGAGGCCACGGCCAAUAAUUACGAAUAUGGUUAUCAUCCGAGUGCCGAAGAAUUUGAUAAUCUUCUGCGAGAAACACAUCGAACAUGGACGCAUGACAUCUUAAAAAGGCAACCGGAAAGGGAAUUAUAUCGUCCACAGCAAGAGAAUUCAGUCAAUACCUUUGUGCCAAAAUAUCAAUAUGAAAGUCAUUUACAAAAAUAUUUUAAUAACGUAGAACAACAUACAACAAAAACAACAACAACAAAUUCUCCUCCAAUAUUUAGUCAGGAUUUGAAGGAUGCCACCAAUAAUAAUCGCUAUGAUUUGGCAUCGGAUUUAAAUAUCCAUAACAAGGAUAAUAAACAUGAGGCUGGAUUAAAUAAAUUUUACAAUAAUUUGGAAAAUUCCGGAUCCCAGACCAAACCUUCGAUGUACAGUCAGGACUUGCAAGCAUCCUCCAACAAUAAUCGUUAUGAUUUGGCAUCGAAUUUGAAUAUCCAUAACAAGGAUAAUAAACAUGAGACUGGGUUAAAUAAAUUUUACAAUAAUUUGGAAAAUUCCAAACCUUCGAUAUAUAGCCAGGGCUUGCAAGCAUCCUCCAACAAUAAUCGUUAUAAUUUAAACUCAAAUUUAAAUUUCCAUUAUGCCGAUGACAAUAAAAACGAUGAGGCUGAUAUAAAUAAAUAUUUAAAUCAAAAACCCACAAAAACUCCAACAACCACCACCAAACGGCCAAGGCCUCCCAUCUUCAGCCAGGACCUACAAGGAUCCUCCACAAAUAAUCGUUAUCACUUGACCUCAAAUUUGAAUUUCAAUUAUGUUGAUGACGAUGAGACCGGCAAUCAAAUCUAUGAAGGUGAGGUGGAUAUGAACGAUAAUGAUGCUUUGGCUCCAUAUCCCACAAAACCCGCCAACUUCCCAGAGAUCAAUUUAAAACCCAUACACCCGAAUGAAUUGGAAAAAUAUUCCCUCAACAAUCUCUAUCAGAAUAAUACUCGAGCCCAUUUUCCCAUCUAUUUUACAAAUCCUUCGACUGGCAUAGUUUAUGCCAUUACCGAAAUGGGUAAAUCACAAAAUAAUACCAUACCCCGGACAAAUGGAAGUAUACCGAUCUUUAUAACCAAAGAACAAUAUGAAAGGGACAUUUUUCAGCUGAAACAGGAAUAUGAGCAACAGUGUAAACUCCCCGCUCCCGAUAAAAAUAAAACAAAUAUAAAAUCCAAAUAUGAAAUACCCUCUUCAUUUUCGAGGCCUCAAAAAACCAGCACCACUUCAAGUACUACCAUGAGACCACAAAUCAUCAGAUUAAAUACCAAGACAAAUACCUCCUCCGCGGCGCCACCUCCCAAUUCGAAAUUAAUAACUCCGCUCAAAAAACCUGCCCCCGUUAUUGUGCGAACCGAAAUAACGGUAAAGGAUAAACUGAGCAGCACCACACCCAGACCCCUGAGUCAGAGACAAAAAUUGAAAAAUAAACGUAAAAAUAAAAAAUCCAAGCCACCGGGUCAUAGAGUGACUAGUACUACCACAGUUAAGCCACGGCAGGGUCUUUUGGCUCCAGGGGGAGGACCUCCCAUUGUUAUGGGAAAAAGAACAACCACCACGCGAAGACCUUAUGGUGACAUUUACAAAUUGCCAACCCAGCUGGAGAAACCAAAUUUUGGUAAUAGUAUUUUUAGCACCGCUCCUAUAACAGCCACUGCCGCCAGUAGUAGUGGAGGAGGAGGAGGGGUGACCCUAAAUCAUCAUCUGGAAUUUAAUAAUUUGGAAAGGAAUCGAAGAUCAUUGAGGAAGGAAAAAUAUGAAAGUGAGGUUGAGAUUAAUGGAGGAGAAUUGGGUCUGUCUUCAGAUCGUUGGAGAUCCUCAAAUUAUGAAAACAUCCAAAAUGAAGAAGAGGGUAAUGCAGAACGAGGAAAAGAAUCAAGAAUCGAUCUAUCGCCGGAGAGGAAAUGGAGAUCCUUAAAUUAUGAAGGCAACCAAAAAGAAGAUGAAGAGACUAAUGCAGGGCGAGAAGAAGAAUCAAAGAAUAUAAGCCCCUUAAAAAAUCAGGAAGAUGAAAUUAAGGAAGAAUAUAAAAAAGAAUUAAAAUAUAGGGAAGAAAGUGAUGCGAAAAAUAAAAGCAAAAUUAGAGAGAAUCGGAAAUCGCCAAAUGAAACCGAUAAGACAAAUAUGGAACUCAGAGAAAUCGAUAAGAAUAAUUCCGAUCUAUC